Messenger RNA from Ceraceosorus bombacis, 601 nucleotides. The record is from the annotation of a GenBank genome assembly. NCBI's taxonomy places the organism in Eukaryota, Fungi, Basidiomycota, Exobasidiomycetes, Ceraceosorales, Ceraceosoraceae.
AUGGAGUCACUACCACAGCUACUCCGGGACUCCAUUGCCUUCUCAGCCGUGGUCUAUGUUCAGACUGGCAUCGUCGCUUGGGACUUUGCGACUACCUUGAACUUUGACCUGGAGGUUGUCAGGGGCAAGAUCUCUCGGACGUGGCCAUUAAUCUUGUGUAAGCAUCUGAACCGUCUUGCUGCCGCGACGUUGCGCCUCGGUACCUGACAGUGGACGCUAUCAUACCGACCAUCAGUCUUUGGUACUCGAUACGGCUCCAUCGUCGCGUGCACUGCCCUGCUAUGCCAGAUCAACGCUUGGCCCGGCAUAUCAUGUAACACGACGUGGAUAUGGGUGCGUCUUAGCGGCCCAUGGGUCCUUCUCUUGUCGCGUCGACAGCUUACUUGGAUUGCAAUUCGCCGAUCAUAGGUGAUCAUCGGCGUCAAGCUCCAAAAGUUGUUCGCUGAGGCGCUGUUCGCAGUCAGAGCCUCCGCUGUUUGGGAUCACUCUCCCCUCGUCAUUGUUGCGGUGGUCAGUGGUCUGCUGAUCAACACUGGUAUCGGCUUCGCCACUAUCGCAGCUGCUGAUUGGCGAUGGGAGCCACCCACGAGUCCUGGCCUGA